Messenger RNA from Anopheles stephensi (Asian malaria mosquito), 4220 nucleotides. It is a transcript of the gene Rab3, whose product is annotated as ras-related protein Rab-3. Gene Ontology annotation, biological process: protein secretion; regulation of exocytosis; protein localization to plasma membrane. The coding region runs from base 549 to 1214 and encodes 221 amino acids. Lineage: Eukaryota; Metazoa; Arthropoda; Insecta; Diptera; Culicidae. Gene Ontology annotation, molecular function: GTP binding; GTPase activity. Gene Ontology annotation, cellular component: endosome; synaptic vesicle; plasma membrane. The record is from RefSeq and is a predicted model, not a curated record. The transcript has 6 exons.
ACCAGAGCAGAUGGGAACCAGAGCGCUGUGAGAAAAAGCACGGUGAAUUUUGACACAUAGCCAUUCCCUCUUGGGCAGCACUCCAACAGUGUGCAGGAUUGACCAGAGUGCCACUCUGGGGAAAAGCUCUUCAGCGGUUCAGAGGCCCGUUCGUGUGUCCUGCUGGUCUUGCAGGUCCGGUUUUAACACAGGAAGCAACCAGAGCGACUUCACCAGCAUCUCCUCCACAACAACGUUCGACAACGUUUACUGCAGUGUGUGGUGAAAAAAAGAAAAAGUUUUAUCAGGCAAAAGUGAUAGUGGAUACGACCGUGGAUCGAAGAUAGUGGCUAGCUGGAGUGAUUAAGUGAUUUGCAAACCAGCGUCAGCAUCAAAAAAAGGUCCCCGUGACCUCAACCAAACGCAUAACGCGCACCCUCUCAGCACAGGAUUUGAACGCGAAAGCAGCUGCAUCCAGUGUUUACUUGGCCACCAGCGACUAGUCCAUCGAGUUUUUCCCGUCGGAAUUUUCCAUCCGCCAAAGACCAACGACAGACGACUGCAAAGAGAUGGCCGGAGGUGGUGAUCCAAAAUGGCAGAAAGAUGCGUCCGAUCAGAACUUCGACUACAUGUUCAAGCUGCUCAUCAUCGGUAACUCCAGCGUCGGCAAGACCAGCUUCCUGUUCCGCUACGCAGAUGACUCGUUUACCUCCGCCUUCGUGUCGACGGUGGGCAUCGACUUCAAAGUGAAAACCGUGUUCCGCCAUGACAAGCGGGUGAAGCUACAGAUCUGGGAUACGGCUGGACAGGAACGGUAUCGCACAAUAACGACAGCGUACUAUCGCGGAGCGAUGGGCUUCAUUCUGAUGUACGACAUCACCAAUGAGGAAAGCUUCAACUCGGUACAGGAUUGGGUAACACAAAUCAAAACCUAUUCCUGGGACAACGCACAAGUAAUACUGGUCGGUAACAAGUGCGACAUGGAGGACGAACGAGUAAUCUCCUUCGAGCGUGGCAAACAGCUAGCCGACCAGCUGGGCGUGGAAUUCUUCGAAACAUCCGCCAAGGAAAAUGUGCACGUCACGGACGUCUUCGAGCGACUGGUAGAUAUCAUCUGCGAUAAGAUGUCGGAGAGCUUAGAUUCCGAUCCAACACUGGUAGCCGGAGGUCCCAAGGGCCAGCGAUUGACGGAUCAGCCCGGCCAAGGGCCACCGAACGCGAACUGUAACUGCUAAAACUUGCGACCACUUCAAUUUGUACGGGGUGACUCCUAUCCUGCUGCGCCAGGCGGUUAGUGUGUUGGGUGUAGCGCUGAGCGAAAAGAACCCUGGAAGAACCUUACACCCACAAAAACCACACAAAAUGGCCCCGAUCAAAAAGCUACAACACAAAAACAGACUCACACAAACACACACACCUUUAAGCACUCGUUAUGCUCACGAGCUGAAAGCAGCUCACGGAAGCAGUUCAAAAUCGUAGAAUCGAGUUUCCUUGCCAUAAAACCGCACACGCGAGUGAUAAAGUCCGAGUCCCCGGUCAAAAACAAAGACAGGAACAAAAUCUACCGCUUACUGUCCGAACGUACAAUCGGGGAUGUCGAACGGCGGCAUCUAGGGCUCGAAAAAUUGGGAAUCUAUGCAGGGGUCACAUAAAACAUUUGGCGACGGGUUAAGGGACGAGCAUAAGGGCGAGCAGCUAUUAAAGGUGGUAAACUAUUGUACUUUGGUUUCUAGGUGGCUUUUCUUAAUGACAAAAAAAGAAACCCAAAAGAAAAGAAUGGAACAAACAAACACAAAAUCGAAUCUAAUCACUUAUCUUAUGUACACACGCAUACAAAACUCGUUAAUAACAGAGAGAAAAACAAAGGACAACUAAGCUGAACAAAGAUGCAAGGAUAAAAAACUAAAUUAAUCCAACACAAAACGAGGAACGAUUAUUAGAUCCUAUUCCGUAAUUUAUCGAAAGUAUAACUUCAGUAAGUGCAGAAAUAUUCAUAUCGAAGGAAAAAGAAAAGAAACCAAAAAAAGAGAAACAUCGCAAACAAUUAAUACAUUCAUCGUCGUUAUGUGUAGAGCCGUGUAGCCGAGGAGGGUUAAUGAGUUUCGAGAGGGGGUUAAUGAGUGAAAAUGUGGACCUAGUGUUAAAUUAGUUUUGAACCCAGCCCUCAAAGGGAAAACCGGCAUGCGAGUGCGGCAUCUACAAUCCGAGCGCACUUUGAGCCUGGUGUGGCGUUACCAUGAAGUUUCGGGCCUUCUGAUGACUUUACCGGUAGCCUAAACCUCAAGAUCGUGCAUUUUAAGUCGUUGCGUUUGGUUUUAUCUUCAAGAAUUGUCUCGGUGUGGAUUUGGCGGUGAGAUCAAGCUUCCUGGUCAGUUGUAAAGAAAGGUGCUCCACAUGCAUUGACGGUUCUCCACGCUUUGAGUUCUAGUUUGAGAUGGUGAAGAUGAAGGUUUGCAUCGGUUUAGGUACAUUGUUCGUAGAGAGUAGCGACAAUAAGCUUAGUAAGGGUGAAAGCAACACUCCACUUCACACACGAUGAAUCCAGUAUGAUUUCCGUUUAACGAUAUGGACAGAACCUUUGGGGCUCAGUAUUGCCGUGGUAUGAAAACCUAGGAUAGCGUAUUAAUGCGCUCACGUCAGAAGCCAUCACACGUUAUAGAAGCAGUAUUAUAAUGUACAGAGUAACACGUUCAUAUGACGCCAUGUGUAGACGUGGUUUACAUCGAUUCGUUUUAAUGAUUAAAAUUUCCGUUCUCUCCCAGUCUCGAUGCGCCGUUCAGUUAGAAAGAAGGUAGGAAGGAUCGGUUUAGGUGAGCUGUCUCCAGUUUUUGUUUCCCAAGACCCUUGUACUACUGCACGCAUAACGUAGUCAAAAUAGACAGGCACGAACUGCAUGCAUUGGUUUGGCAAAAAAAAAAAACAAACAAAGGAAUGACCAAAGGCAAAACGUUUGGAAGCUGUCGUUCAAAUAUAAAUGUGUCAUUAUCAUCCUCAUCCUCACUGUGCAAAACUACACAUACACAUAUAGCGUUACAAAUACUGACGGAAACAGAAAGGGCGGACAGUUGCGAGUAGAACCUUAUUUUAGUCUAAGUAACAAUCACAUCGAGUUCGACGAUAGUAGAACAAACCGAGUAUCGAGAGCCAUUGGAAGUUGUGCGGAAAGGCGUCGACGGCACUGUACGCAAGACACACACACUUACACUGAGUCGGUGUACACAGUCCGCAAUUCAAUUAAUCCCGAUGAUAAUUCAGUGUUUACAGAACAAUCGACGUGUAUGGGUGUGCGUAAGUGUGUGCGUGUGUGUAUACGUUCAUGUUUUAAAAGGUAUUUCUCACAUCUCUAAUCUCGAAGCCCGAAUAUGCAUCUACAUGUGCCUACUCAACAGCAGCAGUAGUGGGAGACUGGAAACAAAGCAGAUUAUUCGCGUCCCGCAGAUAUGGAGACGUCCCUCUCUUCUUUCGCUUAAACUAACUGGUUAACACUGCACACUUCGCGGUUCACGUGAGCGAAGGAUCGUCGAGUAACGCUACGUAACGCAACGUUACCUUUGGCUGUUGGCAGCCGCAGCUGUCCUUUGGCUUGUUCACAUGCAACUGUUUAAGUACGCACUCGUGCAAAUUGGUACGAACGGCAUGCAGACUCGUUUCUUACACAUCUUUUUGACCGUUGGCAUUCGCUCUAACUCGCACAGCUUCACUUCCCUUUUUUCGGAGAUCAUUGAUCUUUCAAGUAAGGCAAUUUUUUAAACCAACAAUGUUUGGUUUUUUGCAGCAAGGAAGCUGUCAAACUGCAUAGCUGCACUAGUCGACCUUGCUUUGUACUGUUUGCAAGAUUUAAAGAUGAAAGUUUUCCACUCAGUCCAGUCGGUUGGCACGGAUUUUUUGCACAGAUUUGCCGUACAGUGCAGACGAGAACUAAUACAAAAAAAAAGCAAACCUUGAACCUGCAUCUCGCAGCCAAUAUUUAUGAAAGCCGAAAUCAGCAAAGCCGCAUCAGAAACGUAUCAGAAUGAAUGGCCGAAACCGAAGCAACGCAAGCGACCCCGCACAGUGGAGUGGAGAUGAGGAAAUUUGGAGGAUGCGUACGUAAUGCUAGUACUGUUUCUUAACCAACCGGCCGACGAAAAAGCGAGAGCAAAAGUAAAUUAUUGGUCAUCAUAAUUGUUGUCAUAAUUAAAAGUAUAUAUAUACAUAUAUAUAUUUAGCAAAAUAUAUACGAGGAAAAUCUGGUCCUAUAA